ACAUAUGAUAAUGUAAUUGUGUGUGUAUAUAUAAAGACAUUCUCAUAAGUGUCCUUUCAACCAUAAAGAAAAACUAGGUAGAGAAGAAAAGAAUAGGGAGAGAGAUGCCUUCUGCGCUUCAGCUUCACCGAUCGGCGGCGGCGGCGGCGGGGGUGGGGAGUGUUUAUAAGCAGGCGCAGGCGCAGGCGGCGAGGUGGAUGAUUCCGGUGUCAAUCUCGGUGCCGGAGCACGUGCUGCAGUACCACACGCACGCGGUGGGGGCGGGGCAGUGCUGCUCGGCGGUGGUGCAGGAGGUGGCGGCGCCGCCGGAGGCGGUGUGGGGACUGGUACGCCGCUUCGACAACCCGCAGGCGUACAAGCACUUCCUGAAGAGCUGCCACGUCAUUGUCGGCGACGGGGACGUGGGCACGCUCCGGGAGGUGCGCGUGGUGUCCGGCCUCCCCGCCGCCUCCAGCACCGAGCGCCUCGAGAUCCUGGACGACGAGAAGCACGUGCUCAGCUUCGCCGUGGUCGGCGGCGAUCACCGCCUCAACAACUACCGCUCCGUCACCACCCUCCACGCCCACAACCACAACAACACCACCGUCGUCGUCGAAUCCUACGUCGUCGACGUCCCUCCCGGCAACACCAACGACGAAACCUGCGUCUUCGUCGACACCAUCGUACGUUGUAAUCUUCAAUCGCUAGCGCAAAUCGCCGAGAACUCCAACAACAACUCUCCAAAUCAAGAACUGAAAAGUCAUACUACUAAUACAGUGAUAGAAGUUCGUUGAAGACUAUAAAGGUGUGAUGAAGAUCUCGUAUGAUGUUUUGUAACCAAACACAUAUACUACAUUAUUUCUUGUUUUUUUUUUUUUUUUUUUUUUUUUUUUUCAAUCUUUUAUUUUUGCUUGGGGGAUUUUCUUCAAUCUCCUGAGUUAACAAUAUAUACAAUUUCUUGUGUUUCUUGAUCUGUAGUGAGUUGUUGCCCAUGAUGUCUUGACUGGAGAUUUCAUGGUAUGGGUAGUGUUUGGAAGAUGUAAUAUAAAAUGUUUUUUUUUUUUU
Ipomoea nil (Japanese morning glory) is the source of this 1044-nucleotide messenger RNA. Its product is annotated as abscisic acid receptor PYL4-like. Lineage: Eukaryota; Viridiplantae; Streptophyta; Magnoliopsida; Solanales; Convolvulaceae. The coding region runs from base 105 to 773 and encodes 222 amino acids. Gene Ontology annotation, biological process: abscisic acid-activated signaling pathway. The record is from RefSeq and is a predicted model, not a curated record. The transcript has 2 exons. Gene Ontology annotation, cellular component: cytoplasm; nucleus. Gene Ontology annotation, molecular function: abscisic acid binding; protein phosphatase inhibitor activity; signaling receptor activity.